AUGGGAAUAUUGAAAGGUAAAGAUACGGCUUUAGAACAUAUUGAAAAGUCGAAAUUGGCUUUUCUGGCAACGUUAUGUGAAGUGCAAAAAGGACCAGCAGAGCAUGCAAUGCCGCCCAAAGAUCAUUUCAUUCUCAAGUUUGAUCCAAAUUCAAUUCGGAAUUUGAAAGGACGUGUCUACGAAAAUAUGAAACAAUAUUCUUAUGAACAACUAGGUGAAAGUAUUCCGGCAUUUUUCAAUAGCAAGGAAACUGAAAGUGGUCUCAUCAAUCCGACCAAACCACCAGUACCAAUUGUCAGUCGUCAAUAUGUCGCUUGCAUUUAUGAUAAUCUCAAACAAAUCGAUUGUUUGAUUGAAAUUGGUUGGAGUGAAGUCGACGAAUUAGUUAAAACUGCCAACGCUCGACGCAAAUCCGUCGUCUAA
Rotaria sp. Silwood2 is the source of this 423-nucleotide messenger RNA. NCBI's taxonomy places the organism in Eukaryota, Metazoa, Rotifera, Eurotatoria, Philodinida, Philodinidae. The record is from the annotation of a GenBank genome assembly.